AUGCGUGAGAUGAGGUAAGUGACACAUUGAUUUUUAGCUUCAGUCAGGCAUGGGCGAUCGCUAUUGGUUGAAUAAGCUGAUGCAUCAACGUUGCAUUCGCUCGAGGCGGUAGGCGAGUGGGUCGUGAAGUGGCGUUGGUAGGUUCCCCAAAUAGGACCAGUAAAAGAAACGUUAACAAAUAUGUGAAAUCUAAUUUAUCAAGUGAAAUGUUCAUAAGCGACAGUUCGACAAUCAUUCUCGACGUUAUCCUGUAUGACAGGCGGCUGGGGGCUAUGAAAUAAGAUCCGUCACGCGCGAGUCAGCGUCCCCACUCCCACCCUGUUUUGGGGCACACGUUCGCUCAUUCUCACAUACGCGCCUGUGUGCGUCUUAGAUCCGUUAGCUCACGCGCUCCGAGCUUGUCAGCUCACCAGUGCUCGUCACUGACAAAACAGCCAGGGGUUCUAUGCGAACUAACCCCCUCAUAUUUGUCAUCUCCCAUCGUUAAACGGAACUUGGACUUGACCGUGACGCCUAUUGUAUGUCAUGUGUUCUGACUGUUGCUGUUGUAGGACCACAGACCUGACUUGACCGUGAGUGUCUGAUGGUUCCGACUGUCAUGUUUUCAUUUCUAGAUGGUUAGAUCAAUCAUCGUCAGCCCAGAAGCGUAUCAAACGAUGCUGUUGCACGCGUUUACUCAUGAGAGGGAAGAAAUUGGUGGUGUUUUGGUUGGUGAGGCAAGUGCCUUAUCACCCAUUGAUGAUAUUUAACCUCUCCUAGAAUGAUGGUCCUGAGACUUCUGUGAUCACCGUCAUCCCGCUUCCGCGCACGUCAGAGCAGUCGGACAGAGUUGAGAUCUCGGAAGCUGAACUAGCUUUCUUUCAGUCGAUUAAUAGAGAAUCACGUCUUCUUUAUAGCUUUUAUUUAAGGAAGGAGAAUAAUUAG
Spirometra erinaceieuropaei is the source of this 924-nucleotide messenger RNA. The record is from the annotation of a GenBank genome assembly. NCBI's taxonomy places the organism in Eukaryota, Metazoa, Platyhelminthes, Cestoda, Diphyllobothriidea, Diphyllobothriidae.